GCUGAAUUAUCCGCGUCCCCAGAGUUGCGCAACCAGUCAAACUACUGGUGUAGGGAAAGGGAAAUCAGAAAUGAAAGAGCGUCACACGUGAUUUCUCCGGAACUACCAGUUGUAUUCCUUUAAGUUUGUUUCGUGCCCGGCGCGACCAGGAGAACCGAGCCGCUGCUGCGAGGCUUCACGCCGAACUCUGAAUGUUGCUGUAGGUUGGACUCAACCGCUUGUCGUGAAGCUGAGUCGGAGCCGAGCGUCAUUAUGAGAUGUCGUCUCCCAGAGCGUCCUUCGUGCACAUCCAGUUUGAUGACAUCCUCUUCUACGAGAACUGUGGCGGCGGCAGCUUCGGGAGCGUGUACCGGGCCAGGUGGAUCUCCCAGGACAAAGAGGUAGCAGUGAAGAAACUGCUAAAGAUUGAGAACGAGGCAGAAAUCCUCAGUGUCCUCAGCCACCGGAACAUCAUCCAGUUUUAUGGUGCGAUUGUCGAGGCUCCCAACUAUGGCAUCGUCACUGAGUAUGCAAGCGGUGGCUCCCUCUAUGAUUACCUGUCGAGCGAUGAGAGCGAGGAGAUGGACAUGGGGCAGAUCAUGAGCUGGGCUGCAGAGAUUGCUAAAGGAAUGCAUUAUUUACAUUCAGAGGCCCCGAUUAAGGUGAUCCACAGGGACCUGAAAUCCAGGAAUGUUGUUUUGAGCGCAGACAAAGUUCUCAAGAUAUGUGAUUUUGGGGCAUCUAAGUUCUUAUCCCACACGACGCACAUGUCCUUAGUGGGAACGUUUCCCUGGAUGGCUCCGGAGGUUAUCCAGAGCCUUCCUGUGUCAGAGACAUGCGACACCUUCUCAUAUGGUGUGGUGCUUUGGGAAAUGCUAACCCGUGAAAUACCCUUUAAAGGCCUUGAAGGCCUGCAAGUAGCCUGGCUGGUGGUGGAGAAAAAUGAGAGGUUAACCAUCCCGAGCUGCUGUCCGGAAAGCUUUGCAGAGCUCAUGAGGAAGUGCUGGACUGCAGAGCCAAAAGAAAGGCCGAUGUUCAAGCAGAUCCUGUGCACAUUGGAGUCUAUGGCUAAAGACAGCCGACUUCCUGAACAGUGCAACUCUUUCCUUCACAACAAGGCUGAAUGGAGGUGUGAGAUUGAAGCUACUCUUGAGCGGCUGAAGAAGUUGGAGAGGGACCUCAGCACCAAGGAGCAGGAGCUGAAGGAGCGGGAGCGCCGCCUGAAGAUGUGGGAGCGCAAACUCAUCGAACAGUCCAACGCUCCAUUGCUGCCAACCCUUGACAUAUACACAUGGACAGAGGAGCAUGUGUAUUUCUGGAUGCUGCACUUAUUUGGUGCAGGAGAUGGAACGUGUGACAUGCAGCUUUACGCCAACCUAUUCAAAGAAAACCACAUCACCGGGAAGAGGUUGCUGCUGCUCACAGAGAGCGACAUGAAGGACAUGGGAGUCAAGUCCAAAGGUCACGUCAUGCACCUUAAGGCAGAGAUUGAAAAGUUAACCAACGAUUACCUCGGGUUUCUCCACUUCCCACCACUGCUGAAGGAUGAGCUGGAAAAGGAGGUGGAACAGAGUAAAACCGUCAAUCUGGAGCUGGUGUUUGGGUACCACUGGAAAGCAGGAACAGGGAAAUCUGACUGCAAAUGGAAAAUGUACAUGGAGCUUGAUGGAGAUGAGGUUGCCGUAACCUACAUCAAAGAUGUCAUCUUUAGUGCCAACAGACCGGGUGUGGAAGUUCUGCGGAUGACUAAGCCACCAUUCCUGAUGGAUAAAUGGAUCGUUGGAUUGGAACAGAACCAGAAAAUAGACUACACCGUCAAUUAUGAGAACGACGUCAAGUCACCAAAGUCGACCAGACACAGCUGCGUGUUGGUGUGGACCCACAGCGGUGGACAAGAUGAGAUCAAAAACGUGGAGCUGGUCAUCGAAACGACUCCAGUUACGGCUGACCCCAGAGAUAGAACAAACUGUAAUUUUGAUCCUGCGUGGAUGAACAACGUGCGGCACAAACACAUGAUGACGCAGAAGUCAAACCACAAGACGACCCGUCUGAACAGCUCCGAGGCCCAAACUCUGCCUCAGUUCCUCUCUGCGCAUGAAAGCCAGGCGUUUUCCUACGCCGCCGCCUUGCGCCGCUCUCCAAACCACCUGCGCUCUUCUCCCUGGACCGACUCUCGCUGCUCAUCGCCGACCGGCAGCCUAUCGGCCAAACUGUCACCGCUAAGCCUCGGGUCUAAGGGCAGCAGUCCGUCCAGCACUACGUCAGAAAGCAUGUUGGAGCGUGAGCGCCCGCGCAGCGCCGGAGGGAUGUACGACCAACGGAGGAACGGCUACUUCGGCAAGGCGUUAGCAGUGGGAGGCGGGCAGGGGAGGGGGCAUUGGUGGACAAACAACAGAGGAAGCAACAAAGGCGGAAAAGGCUCACGGCAGCCGGGGAGGCCGCGAUCAAACAGUUACAGUGUCACACCUCAGAGCCGCCCGCCGCUGAUACCGGGUAUAUGGUCUGUGACAGGAAACCCCAGUGAGGAAAAAGAGGGGGGCAAAGCCGGUGACGGAGGGUGGAUCAAAGUAGAGCGACACAAAAAGCCACCCCGCCAGGACAAUAAACCAGCCAGAGGUCGAGGGAGGAGAGAAGGCAGAGGGGGACGUGGCGCUGGAGGAAGAUCAUAAUCAGAACAUGAAUUACAUGAAGCGCAUGCUGGAUGAGAACCAUACUGAGGCAUGAGAUGUAUCCGUCAAGCUUCAACUACUUUUACAUGUCCUUUCUUGGGAUAAAAUGAAUGAGUCCAUAUGCUCAGAAUGUAUUUAUUGCACAAAACAGAUCAUUUUGUCUUUAAUUCAUUUGAUUUUACGGGCUGGUUGUAUCCACUAAUAGACUAGUUUUAAGAUGGUUAUUUAUAAUUGUUGUUUUAUGCAAAUUGCAGCUCAAUACCAAAAUAAAAUACAAUGAAGUUUUA
Poecilia reticulata (guppy) is the source of this 2935-nucleotide messenger RNA. RefSeq names its product mitogen-activated protein kinase kinase kinase 20a (gene map3k20a). The record is from RefSeq and is a predicted model, not a curated record. Gene Ontology annotation, molecular function: protein binding; ATP binding; MAP kinase kinase kinase activity. Lineage: Eukaryota; Metazoa; Chordata; Actinopteri; Cyprinodontiformes; Poeciliidae. Gene Ontology annotation, biological process: protein phosphorylation. Gene Ontology annotation, cellular component: cytoplasm.